Messenger RNA from Parnassius apollo (apollo), 8550 nucleotides. NCBI's taxonomy places the organism in Eukaryota, Metazoa, Arthropoda, Insecta, Lepidoptera, Papilionidae. The record is from the annotation of a GenBank genome assembly.
AUGAUGUACUCGGCGUUUCUUGGCAAAUGGUACGGCAUUGCUAGGACAGAUAACGAACUACAAAAUGGCGACUGUGCAACCUUAGAGUUGAAUCGUGAAAAUAAUGUUAUCAACGUAACUAACGAGGCCGUUAAUAAUAACUUCUAUCAGUUAAUCACCGGCACAGCGACGCAUGAAGAAGGAACCGCCAAACUCAUGCUUAAUGUGUCUGAAGCACAAACAACACUCGACUUCUGGAUCCUGUUAACGGAUUACGAUAAUUUCGCCGUCGCCUACUCCUGUGAAAAUCGAGGCGGUGUACAAAGAGCAGUGUACCUAUGGCAGUUGGGAAGAGCAACGACGUAUCCCACAGAGAUGAUGGAAGCACUCGUGAACACAACUAUGAACUCACUGCUCGGUAUAAAUUCGUCUGAUUUGAGAAGGAUUGAGCAUUCCGACAACGCCUGUUAUAUACUACCAGAAAUAGGUGAAAAUGAGUCUGUCAUUCUCUCUGGACAGUGUAACCCAAAUAUGACAGUAGUUACCAACUUUAAUGCAGAGAGGUUUCAAGGAGUAUGGCAUGAAAUCGCAAGGUACUAUACUACCAAUCAAGCGGGUACCUGUAACAGAGCUCAGUACACAUUAGUAAAUGGAGAGGUAACUGUGCUUAAUAGCCAAGUUGUCAACCAAACAUUGGAAACGAUUAGCGGGAAAGCUGUUGUCACAAGUACGGACGGCUCUGCAAGACUGACCGUUACUUUAGAAGUCGCACCAAAUGUUUUCUCAGAUUCCGAACUUUGGAUAUUGGGAACUGAUUACGAUAACUAUGCUAUAUCAUAUACCUGCGUAAAUCUCGCUGACAAUCAAAGACAAGUAUACAGUUGGAUACUCAGUAGAUCUAGACAGCUAUCAGCUACUUCACAAGUUGCUGUCAAUGAAUUAAUUAACUCUGAAAUCGACUUAAAUGAACGCUUCUACACGGAAACUAAUCAAACGGACGAAGCAUGUUUCUUCUUCCCCGAUCCAGCGCCGGAUCAACCAGUGGUCUUCCGUAGUCGAUGUGACAUGACCAUACCCGCUAUGCCUGCCUUUGAUCCUGAAAGAUAUAUGGGUCUGUGGCAUGACAUAGAGUCUUAUCCAUCAAUAUUUCAACAAGGCACCUGUAACAAUGCUUUCUAUACACUGACUGAUGGUCCAGUUCUUGUUUAUAAUACCCAAGUAAUAAACCAAAGUUUGGACACUAUCAACGGAGUAGCAGUUCCAGUAUCCACCGACGGAAGUGCCAAACUCGAAGUCACAUUUCCCAUUGCCGGCACUGAUCUUAACGUAACAACUGACUACUGGGUUUUGGAUACCGACUACGUCAGUUACUCGUUUGUGUAUACCUGUAUAAACAUUAAUGAAGAGGACAGUCAAGUGUAUGGCUGGAAACUUAGUAGAACAAAGCAAAUGCCAGCUGCUGGCAACACAGCCAUCAACGCGAUUAUGAACACUAUACCAGUCCUAGAUCAAAGAUACUUCGUUACAACGGAUCAAAGCACAGAAGGCUGUUUUUAUUACCCUGAACCACAACCAGGCGUGCCGGUUGUUUUCCCUGGAGAGUGUGACGAAAACAUAGAAGUUGUUGCAAAUUUCACCUUGGAACAGUUCCAAGGGAUAUGGUAUGAAAUCCAAGCGUAUCCUAAAGAACAAGAAACGGGACAAUGCAUCUCCCACAAUUACACAUCUGGAGCAGGCAAUACAUUAAACUUGACAUCUUCUAGUAUCACCGACCAAUUCCUUGGGAUCACCAAUGGCGUUUUGUCUUUCAAUUCUACAGAUACUAGCGCAAAAAUGUAUAUAACAAUAACAUCUAGCAAUGGAGAGAUAACAAUACCAUUCUGGAUUCUAAGCACGGACUACAACAAUUACGCCUUAGCAUACAGUUGUAUCAACCAAGGAUCUGAUUUUAGAAAGGUACCAUUACAACUUACAACUACCCGCAUUUUAUUAGUUUUCAGCUGGAAACUGAGCAGAACGAAACAAUUGUCAUCAGCAGCGAAUACGACUAUCAACAAUAUAAUUAAUAACACCGUAGUACUUCGCGACGAGUAUUAUGAAGACAUCGAUCAAUCGGAUCGCGCUUGCUUCUACUUACCGGACCUAGCACCUGGAGAACCAGUUAUUUUGGAAGGACAAUGCAAUCUUGCUAUUCCAGUUGUUCAAAACUUUAACUUAACAAGGUAUGCAGGCCGAUGGCGUCUUAUAGAAAGUUAUCCUCUGGAAUCUCAAACAGGAACUUGCAAUGAUGCUACGUUCAGUUUGAAUAAUAAUGUCGUUGAAGUCUUUAACACGCAAGUGAUCAAUCAAGAACUGGAUACAUUAAAUGGAACCGCUAUUGUAACAUCCACUGACGGAAGUGGGAAAUUACAAGUAAUUUUCCCAGAAAUUUUAAGCUGGAAGCUUAGUCGUUCUAGAGACUUGUCACCAACCGCUAUAAACAACAUCAACGAAGUCAUUAACAAUGUCGAUGUCCUCAACAACCGCUUUUACGAAAUCAUUGAUCAAUCCGAUGACGGCUGCUUCUAUUAUCCAGAGUCAGAUGGCAACAUUGUCACAUUCAGAGGACAGUGUGAUACGGACAUAAGUGUUGUAACUGGUUUUGAUGUACAACAGUACAUGAAUUUGUGGCAUGACAUAGAAUCUUAUCCAAAUCCAUUCCAAGAAGGAACAUGCUCCAAUGCAUUCUACGAAAUCGUAGGCGACGGGGUUGAUGUGUAUAAUACGCAAGUAAUAAACGAAAGACUAGAUACCAUUAGAGGAAGUGCCACUUUACAGGAAUCAAAUGACGCAAGUGCAAAACUUACUGUUACCUUCCCAGUUGCUGGAACUAAUCUAACCAUAUCGACCGACUAUUGGGUGCUAGCAACGGAUUAUACUUCAUAUGCUUUGGUAUACAGUUGUAGAAAUAUUGAUGAUGAGCACAGACAAGUGUACAGCUGGAAACUAAGCAGAACCAAGGAACUGACGCAACAGGCCGUAACUGCCAUUGACUCGAUUGUCAAUAACAUAACCGUUUUGGAUCAACGCUACUUUAAAACACAGGAUCAAAGUACCACAGGUUGCUUUUACUACCCUGAACCUGCGCCUAAUGUUCCGGUCGUAUUUCCUGGUCUAUGUGACGAUUCAAUUCAAGCGGUUUCAAACUUUAGCUUGAAUCAGUUCCAAGGCACAUGGUACGAAAUUCAAGCGUAUCCGAAAGACCAGCAAUCAGGUCAAUGCGUUUAUCAUCAAUAUUCGAACAGUUCUAACGCACUCAAUCUGCAAACGUUCAAUGUCCUCAAUGACACGUUGAGAAUUUCCGAUAGCGUAGUGACUAUCAACUCUACAGAUUCCAGUGGAAGAUUAUUGAUCACAUUUACCCAGGACAAUCAACAAAUCGAAAUUCCUUUCUGGAUCUUAAGUACAGAUUACAAUGACUACGCUUUAGCAUACAGUUGUGUAAAUCGUGGAUCGGAUUUUAGAGCAGUUUACAGUUGGAAACUCAGUAGAACAAAACAGCUCUCCGCAGCCGCUAAUACGACUAUCAACAAUGUUAUUCAAAACAUCACAGUAUUGGACGAUAUGUACUAUGAAAAUAUUGAUCAAUCAGAAGAGGCUUGUUUCUAUUUACCUGAUAUUCCGACCGGUGAACCAGUUGUGUUUAUCGGAAAUUGCGAUCCUAAUAUUAGCGUCGUGCAAAAUUUUGAUCCAGUCAGGUACAUGGGCAGAUGGAGAAUGAUCGAAAGCUACCCAUCAGAUUUUCAAUCCGGAGCAUGCAAUGAAGCUAACUACAGACUGCUAGCUGAUCUAACUGUAGAAGUCUACAAUACUCAAGUAGUCGAUCAAGAUUUAGAAACUAUAAAUGGCUCUGCAAUAUUGGCUACGACUGAUGGAAGUGCGAAGUUACUGGUCACGUUCCCUGGAGCAUCGCAACCAUCCGAUUACUGGAUCUUAGAUACUGAUUAUGAUAAUUAUGCCUUAGUGUACAGUUGCCAAAACAUAAAUGACCAACAGCGAAGAGUAUGGAGCUGGAAGCUAAGUCGAGCGAGACAGUUAUCUGACAAUGCAACAAACAACAUUAACCAAGUCGUCAAUGGGAUAAACGUUUUGAAUAGUCGCUAUUAUGUUAACAUUGACCAUUCCGAUGACGCUUGCUUCUAUUUCCCCAACGCAACAGCUAACACACCUGUUGUAUUCCGCGGCCAAUGUGACCUCAAUAUUCCUGUAGUAACGAAUUUCUCACUAUCUCAGUAUUUAGGCUUAUGGCACGACAUCGAAUCAUAUCCAAAUGUAUUCCAAUUUGGUACCUGUAGCAAUGCUUACUACACUUUGAACGGCACUGUAGUCGAUGUGUACAACACACAAGUAGUAAACCAAAGCUUGGCUACUAUUGAUGGAGUUGCUACUCUCGUAAGUGAUCCCGAGAACAGUGCCAAGAUUGUUGUCACCUUCCCAAUCGCCGGAACGAACCUUACUACAUCAACAGACUAUUGGGUACUUAGCACGGAUUAUACAUCUUACGCGCUUGUUUAUUCGUGUAGAAACCUGGAUGACGAAACAAGACAAGUUGGCAGCUGGAAACUUAGUAGAACGAAACAGCUAACAGCUGCAGCAGUUACGGCUAUAAACAAUGUUACAAUGACAAUUCCAAUAUUGGAUGACCGUUAUUAUCAACCAGUGGAUCAAAGUGCUGAAGGUUGCUUUUACUUCCCUGAACCCCGACCAGGAGAACUUGUUCUUUUUCCCGGACAAUGUGAAGACAGUAUUGAAGCAGUUCCCAACUUUAAUAUGAGCCAGUUUCAAGGAACGUGGCACGAAAUUCAAGCUUAUCCUAAAGAUCAGCAAACCGGUCAAUGUGUUAAUCACCAAUAUACCCUUUCCGCUAAUGAUACUUUAAAUCUACAAUCUUUCAAUGUGCUUGAUGAGACUUUAAGAAUUUCCAACGGUACUGUUCGUAUAACCUCUACUGAUUCUAGUGGAAAAUUACUAAUAACAUUGGGAGAAGGGGCAAACGCAACUGAAAUUCCAUUUUGGAUACUAAGCACAGAUUACAAUAACUACGCUUUGGCGUACAGCUGUGUCAAUCGUGACCAAGAUUUCAGAGCUAUCUACAGCUGGAAGCUCAGUAGAACAAAACAACUAUCAGCAGCCGCUAACACGGAAAUCAAUAAUGCCAUUGCUAAUAUUACUGUGUUAGACAAUAUGUACUAUGAAAACAUUGACCAGUCUGACAAUGCAUGCUUUUAUCUACCCGAUAUAUCUCCCGGUGAACCAAUUGAUUUACCUGGACAGUGCGACCUCAACAUCACAGUAGUGCAAAACUUUAACCUAACCAGAUUUGCUGGUCGUUGGCGUCAAAUCGAAAGUUAUCCAUCAAACUUCGAAUCAGGAUCAUGUAACCAAGUUACUAAUACAAUACAGACCAACGGAACAAUUGAAGUAGUCAAUACCGAAGUUAUAAACCAAACACUAUCUACAAUAACUGGAUCAGCUACUCUAGCAACAACUGACAAUUCAGGAAAAUUGCUGAUUACAGUCCCCGGUGAACCUGAACAAAUGGAAUAUUGGAUUUUAGACACCGACUAUGACACAUAUGCUUUCGCUUACAGCUGCCGCAAUAUAAACAAUGAAACACGGAGAGUUUGGAGCUGGAAACUAAGUCGUACAAGACAGUUGUCCGAUAUAGCCGUGACGAAUAUAAACCUCAUUAUGAGUAAUACUAACGUCCUUAAUCAACGUUAUUACCGAAAUGUUGACCACUCCGACGACGGCUGCUUCUACUACCCCACGGCGGUACCGGGCACUUCUGUUGUGUUCCCAGGUCUAUGUGACGAAAGCAUUCCGGUCGUUAUGAACUUUAACGCCACUGAGUACAUGGGAGUAUGGUACGACAUCGAAAGCUAUCCACAAGAAUUCCAAAUUGGUACCUGCGCUACUGCCACUUAUACCCUCACCCAGACUGGUGUGGAGGUAUUGAACACGCAAGUGGUCGACCAACAGUUGGAUACGAUCACGGCCACUGCCGUCCCUGCUUCUAAUGAUGGCUCUGCCAAACUCACUGUCACUUUCCCAAUCGCCGGCACUAACGCCACCAUCAGCAGUCCUUACUGGAUUUUGGCCACUGAUUAUUCCAGCUACGCUUUGGUUUACUCCUGCUCUAAUAUCAACGAUGAAUAUCGUAGAGUAACAAGCUGGAAACUCAGUAGACAACGUAGCCUGACCGAGGCAGCAAAUCAGACCAUCAACAACGUCAUGUCUACCAUCCCAGUACUCCGCCAGCAAUAUUACAAUGAACGCGGGCACACGGAAGAUGACUGUUUCUACUAUCCCGAUAACAAUGGCGGCCCUGUCAUUCUUGACGGUGUUUGUGAAGAGCAAGCGGCUGUAACUGGCUUUGAUACCAGUGCUUUUGCAGGCACAUGGUAUGAAGCUGCCCGAUUCCCAUCAGAACUACAAGCCGGGCAAUGUGCUGCCAAUCAAUUUACAAUCCGCGGACAAAAUGAUUACGAUAUUUCACAUACUGUUGUAAGCAACGAAAGACUGACCACUCUUACUGGAACCGCAACAGUCUCCGCUGAUGGUAGAGGUAUUCUAAAUGCCACACUGAGCAACGGAGCUGGAGUUUCUGUUGAUGCAACUGUGUACAUCCUGGCCACCGAUUACACAAACUACGCAUUGAUGUUCAGCUGUCGAAACAUUGACAAUCAAACGAAGCAAAUAUAUAGUUGGAAACUAAGUCGAUCACAGACAGGACUUUCGGAAUCGGCUAACAACGCUACUAAUGAAGUCGUUACAAAUACAAAGGAUCUCUUUGAGGGCUACUACGACAAUAGCGAUCAAAGCAGUAGCGCUUGCUUUUACUAUCCAGUAUUUGAUUCGCUUCCAUCGAUGAUUACGUUGCCUGGAGAAUGUGAUGAGACUAUUCGUGCUAAAGCUAACUUCAACGCGUCUGCUUAUUUGGGAAGAUGGAUCGAAAUAGCUCGAUAUCCUCAACUAUAUCAGAUAGGAGAAUGUAGUCGAGCGCAAUACAAUCUCGUCAACGGUACUGUUGAAGUUGUUAAUACAGAAGUUAUCAACAGCACCUUGGAUACAAUGAUCGGAUCAGCCUUUGUUGCUUCAAAUGAUGGAAGUGGAAUAUUAAAUGUAACAUUUGUAUUAGAGAAUGGAGUCGUUAAUGUGGCCAACUAUUACAUUCUCGAAACCGACUACGAUAACUUUGCCUUGGUGUAUAGUUGCCGAAAUCUCCCCGAUGGAAAUAGACAAGUAAGCAGCUGGAAACUUAGCAGAACUCAGACCCUCAGCAAUGAGGCAAAUAACGUAAUGAACAACAUCAUAAGUAAUACACAAGGUCUACUAGAAGAAUAUUACAUAACCAGUGAUCAAUCUGACGAAGCCUGCUUCUACAUACCUGAAGUUAUCCCUGAUCAAGCACCAGUAUUUACAGGACAAUGUGAAAAUAUUACAGGUGUUCAAGGAUUCGAUAUUCAAAGGUAUUUGGGUUGGUGGCACGAGAUUGAACGUUAUCCAUCAGAUGAAAAUCUUGGUGAAUGCAUCAGCUCCGAGUUCCGUGUAUCUAAUAACCAGUACCAGGUCAUCGACACCAAUAUCUUCGACGUAACGGCCCAAGUCAACACAAGUACACUCACUGUGACCAACAACGGCAGAUUAAGAAAGACUUUGAGCAACGGUCGCGUUAUCGAUAUCUGGGUACUCGCAACUGACUAUGAAACUUACUCUCUUCUGUAUUCGUGCGAAAAUAUCAACGAAGAAUACAGACGUGUAUGGAGUGCCAAACACAGCAAGUCUCGUCAACUGUCACAGGCAGCUCAGAACGCCAUGGCUCCUGUCAUCACAAGCAACAGCGUCCUUUAUCCUCAGUUCUAUCAAACGGUAGACCAGAGUGAUAGCGCCUGCUUCCACUACCCAGAGCAGACUGGUCGACAGAUAAUUCUACCUGGUCAGUGCGACAUGGACAUACCCGUCGUGCAAAACUUCGAUGCCACCCAAUAUACUGGUACGUGGUACCAAAUUGAGCGAUACCCGCAAUUCCACGAGACUGGUUCCUGCACUGGAGCCCGCUACACCUUAGAUGAAGCCACGGGUGUUGUUACUCUCCUCAACUGGGAGGUUAUAGACGAUAAACUUGAUACCAUCGAGGGCAAUGCUACAAUCGACUCAAUUGAUGGCAGUGCGAAGCUACUUGUGACCUUGCCCGAUAGGUUAAGUGACGAUCCCGAAGCAACGGUCACCACCAGACUGUACGUACUGACGACUGACUACGUAUCGUACUCUUUAGCGUACAGCUGCGUUAACAUAAAUCAGUUCCAAAGAUCUGUCGGAGUAUGGAAGCUCAGUCGCACAAGGACCAUGCCAGAAGCAGGAAAUACUGCCAUCAACACCUACAUGGGGAUGAGGGAGGAACUGCACCAACCCUAUUUUAUACAAGUUGAACAGAACGAUGAAUGUGAGGAGCCGAGCUCAGCGAUUUUGUUCAAAAGCAGUAUUAUCGUAAUGCUUAUGUGUAUAGCUGUACAAAUUUUCAUUUACUAA